Molecule: messenger RNA, 900 nt
Organism: Knipowitschia caucasica
Lineage: Eukaryota; Metazoa; Chordata; Actinopteri; Gobiiformes; Gobiidae
Source: the annotation of a GenBank genome assembly
AUGUCGCAAGUUCACCAGACCACACCAUCAAACCUGACCGAGGGCUACCCGGUGUCCAGCCUGACUCUGGUGGUCCUGCUGCUGAUCCCCUGCGUGGUCAUCCUGCUGCUGCUGAACUGUCUGUUUCUGGGAUAUAAAUUGUUGAUAUUGUCUAAAAAGAGUAGCAGGCUGGAGGACGUGGAGGGGAUGCGUCUCCAGUCCCUCCUCCACAUGAGCCGAGGGUCAGACCAGGUCUUCCCCCCGUUGCCCCGAAGAGCCUACAUGUCUCUGUCGGAGCCCGUCCUGCCUCACCCGGUCACCUCCUCCCGGGCCUCGUCCAAAGAGAAGCCGGGUUUGGAGCACAGGAUCCGGCUGCUGAGACCCGACGGCGCCACUGGGUCUGGUUCUCUGAGGGCCCCCAGUACCAUCAGGGCCACGUCCCGCCUCGACCACAGGGGCCUCGCUGUGUACAGUCAGAGCGCGCCUCUCCUGCAGCGGCCCUCCAGCGACUCUGAACCCGAGACCAUAAGAGUCCACAUGGUUCCGCCGAACUCCCCCAUGCAGGACUUUGUGAAUGAAGACCACCUUUGCAGCAGCAGCCCCUACAACACACGGAUCGACCAGAACACCGCUGCUGCCGUUCAUCUAUUCGACAAAAUGAACUCUGAGCUUUCAAACUCUCUCUCUGAAGUCUCCUGUAUCCUCACGUCCGCAGUGGGGUCAGGACUGGACAGUGACUUCGGAGCCAGUGCAGGUGUGUCUCUGAGGAUCCUCUCUGCAGACAGUGACGGUCUGUCCAACGGCGUCCUUGCGUCUGCCUUGGAGUGGGACUACUACGACCCGUGUUACGUCAAACAAAACCAUAUUCCCAGACAGAAGCAUCCCAGGCCAGUCAUGCACACAAAACAGUAUUGGGUAUAG